Molecule: messenger RNA, 582 nt
Organism: Brassica oleracea var. oleracea
Lineage: Eukaryota; Viridiplantae; Streptophyta; Magnoliopsida; Brassicales; Brassicaceae
Product: putative cullin-like protein 2
Exons: 4
Coding region: 1-582 (193 amino acids)
Biological process (GO): ubiquitin-dependent protein catabolic process; protein ubiquitination
Cellular component (GO): cullin-RING ubiquitin ligase complex
Molecular function (GO): ubiquitin protein ligase binding
Source: RefSeq, a predicted model, not a curated record
AUGGGUUCUAUGGUGAUAUGUUCGACUCUCCCUUCCUGCUACCGACGUCAUCUACUAGGGUUUGAGGACAACCGCGGUGGAGACUCACUUGCUCUUAGGUGGAGUUCUCUAUCACCUUGUGGAUACAUGCUUUCAAGGAGAGUUAUGCCUCCUUUUGUGCUUCAUGCCCUCGUUCAAAGUUCCGACAAGAUUGACUUUGUGCUCUUUCAUGGUUUCUGCUGCAUCUUAAACUACCCAUCACUUCUUGAAGUUGCCAUGAAGUCCUUCCGCGACCUAGUUUACCUUGAGGUGCAAGUCAGUGCCAAAGAUGUUGUUAUGGCACUGAUUCAUAAAGAACGUGAGGGAGAACAGAUUGAGAGGGAACUACUGAAAAACAUAGUAGACAUCUUUGUUCAGAGUGGGAUGGGAACAAUGGAAAGGUAUGAAAAUGAUUUUGAGAUGUUCUUGCUUGAAGACACGGCGUCUUACUACUCACGCAAGGCCUCAAGCUGGAUCCAGGAGGAUUCUUGCCCUGAAUACAUGAUAAAGGCUGAGGAGUCUUUGAAAAAGGAGAAGGAGAGAGUCACACACUACCUUGUCUAA